AUGGCCCGCUCUAGAAAACAUGCCAGAGAUGUGAUUUCAGCAAGAUGGCGCUACUGUCCACAUAGCCAGGGCAACCAUGGAUCUCCUAAGAGAAAUUUUUGGUCACCGAAUAAUUUUCAGAAAUUCAGAUUUCCGUACCCCUCACGUUCGCCUGAUUUAACAGCCCCAGACUUUUUUCUGUGGGGAUAUCUGAAAGAAAGAGUUUAUGCAAAUAAACCCAGAACUAUUGAGCAACUGAAGGAGAACAUUCGAAAUGAAAUAAUAAUUUUAAAUCAACAAAUUCUAGCAGGUGCUAUGCAAAAUGCACUAAAAAGAGCAAGAAUGUAUCAAGCGGAAAAUGGAAGUCAUUUCAAGAAUCUAAUUUUUAAGAACUAG
Psylliodes chrysocephalus is the source of this 375-nucleotide messenger RNA. NCBI's taxonomy places the organism in Eukaryota, Metazoa, Arthropoda, Insecta, Coleoptera, Chrysomelidae. The record is from the annotation of a GenBank genome assembly.